UCGCGAGGAGCAUCUUUGCCUCUUGCAUUGAUUCCGUUUGUUGCAGCGACAGCCUGUUUUGCAGUUCAUUGGCUUCUUGCAUCUUUCCAGAAUAUCAAAGCCCGGCUCCCUCUUACAACCCUCGUGUCCGCCCGAUUUAAGCCGAUGCAAUCUUAAUACCCAACCGAUCGAGACGAAACAAAAACGCGCCGAGACGGGGUGUUGGCAAUUGCGACAGCACCAAGCUCAAAUCACUAGAGCACGGAAAAGAACCAGAAACAGAAGCUCAGGAAUAAGAAGCAUCAGGACAAGAUGGUUUAUGUGCGGCAGCACAACCUCCCGGCCUUGAAGGAGUACAAGUACUCUGCCGUGGACCGGUCUCUGGUUUCGAAAUACAUCCUCAAGCCUUUCUACACCAACUUUGUCAUUCAUUGCUUCCCGAUGAACAUGGCGCCGAACCUCAUCACCCUGACGGGAUUCAUGUUCGUCGUCCUCAACUUCUUGACCAUGCUGUGGUACAACCCCACCCUGGAUCAGGAUUGCCCGAGCUGGGUCUACUACAGCUGGGCCAUUGGUUUGCUUCUUUACCAGACAUUUGACGCUGUGGAUGGUGCCCAAGCACGACGAACGAAGCAAUCCGGACCCCUCGGCGAGCUCUUUGACCACGGUGUCGACGCUCUUAACACAACUCUGGAAGUCCUCAUCUUUGCCGCAUCCCAGAAUAUGGGACAGGGCUGGAAGACUGUGGCCACUCUUUUUGCUUCUCUCCUUACCUUUUACGUCCAGACCUGGGACGAGUACCACACCAAGACGCUCACUCUCGGAAUCGUCAAUGGACCCGUUGAGGGUGUGCUCAUUGUUGCCUCUGUCUUUGCCCUGACCGGCUUCAUGGGAGGCGCGCACAUCUGGCAGCAGAGUGCCUUGCGUGCUAUUGGCGUUCCUGCGUCUCUGGGCAUUCCCGAGUUCAUCUACGAGCUCACCUUUACCGAGUGGUACAUGGUCCAGGGCACCAUCGUGACCAGCCUCAACACUUUCGAGUCGUCCGUCAACGUCAUCCGUGCUCGCCGUGCCCGCGGUGACCGCUCCCGAGGCGCCCUGCUUGGUCUUUUACCCUUCUUCGCUGUCUGGGGCCUUAUUAUUACCUAUCUCUACCUGCAGCCAAACAUCCUGCACCACCAUCUGAUUCCCUUUUCCCUCUUCGCCGGCCUCGUCAACUCAUACAGCGUCGGGCAGAUGAUUACUGCGCACCUCACCAAGAUGCCUUUCCCCUACUGGAACAUUCUCGGCGUCCUCAUCGGCUUUGGCGUUGCUGAUUCUAUUGGCCCGGUCCUGCUGAACAAUUACGGCGUCGGCUGGCCUAGCUCUCUUGGCGACGACAUCUACCAAACCGCCUUUGUGUUCCUCAUGCUUGGCACUGCAUUUGGUGUGUAUGGAAGCUUUGUUGUGGAUGUCAUUGUUACCAUCUGCGAUUAUCUCGACAUCUGGUGCUUGACAAUCAAGCACCCUCACGUCGAGGCAGCUGUGUCGAAGCCCAAUGGCAUUAAGAGCCACUAAAGGCAUGGCUCGAGAUGACGUGAACACCUUCGUACCCAAGCAUGCUUGGUACGCUGUACAGUGCGGCACCAUGUGAUUUAAGAGGGGAAAAAGUUUCAAAAGGAGGCGACUGGAGAGGAUGGCAAGAAGAAUGGAGAAGAAAAUGAAAGAAAAGGCAAGACUUUAUAACGCGACAUGACGGAUCAUACAGACUAUACAGGCACGAGGCCUACAUACGGAAGACAGAUGAGGGGAUUUUUAUAUAGACCGGUGGCAGACAACUCUUUCAGCACGAGGUUUAGAAUUAUUUGAUGUUAGCUACUCACUUGAGCUUUUCAAAAUGAUGGGGCGUUUUUAGGAAUAUUUUCCGCUUUCCCUCUUUUUUCCAGCAUAUUUUCAUGUAUCCUCGUGUGUAAUAGAUAUCGGGCUUGGUGGAAGGCUACAUGUAUCCAGAUGUACCUAGAUGCAAUAGUUAGAACCUCGAUUUAUCAAAUUUUCGAUUGCGAUACU
Molecule: messenger RNA, 2022 nt
Organism: Trichoderma virens Gv29-8
Lineage: Eukaryota; Fungi; Ascomycota; Sordariomycetes; Hypocreales; Hypocreaceae
Exons: 3
Coding region: 292-1533 (413 amino acids)
Biological process (GO): phospholipid biosynthetic process
Cellular component (GO): membrane
Molecular function (GO): phosphotransferase activity, for other substituted phosphate groups
Source: RefSeq, a predicted model, not a curated record